Messenger RNA from Erpetoichthys calabaricus (reedfish), 457 nucleotides. Its product is annotated as histone H3. NCBI's taxonomy places the organism in Eukaryota, Metazoa, Chordata, Cladistia, Polypteriformes, Polypteridae. Gene Ontology annotation, molecular function: protein heterodimerization activity; DNA binding; structural constituent of chromatin. Bases 45 to 455 code for a protein of 136 amino acids. The record is from RefSeq and is a predicted model, not a curated record. Gene Ontology annotation, cellular component: nucleosome. The transcript has a single exon.
UACAGCGUUCAGGUUACUAUAGAUAUUUGUGUUGGCGUGACGAAAUGGCAAGAACAAAGCAGACAGCUCGUAAGUCUACUGGUGGGAAAGCUCCCCGAAAGCAACUCGCUACUAAAGCCGCACGUAAGAGCGCUCCUGCUACUGGUGGAGUAAAGAAGCCUCACCGUUAUAGGCCUGGUACGGUAGCUCUACGAGAGAUUCGUCGCUACCAAAAAUCCACCGAGUUGCUUAUCCGCAAACUGCCUUUCCAACGCCUGGUUAGAGAAAUCGCCCAGGAUUUCAAGACCGAUCUCCGUUUCCAGAGCUCCGCGGUUAUGGCUUUACAGGAGGCCAGUGAGGCUUAUUUGGUCGGCCUGUUUGAGGAUACUAACUUGUGUGCUAUCCACGCAAAGAGAGUGACCAUAAUGCCUAAGGACAUCCAGCUGGCUCGCCGCAUUCGUGGAGAACGCGCCUAAGG